AACUCCAUGUUAUAAAAAGGUUAACUCCAGUAAAGGUUAAGUCCAGUUAACAGUUUAGUCUAGUUUAGUCCUGUUUAGUCCUGGUUUGGACCUGUUUAAGUCUUGGUUUAGUCCUGGUGCAGGGACUUGAACACUGACUGAAGAUGUUUCUGUUUUCUUCAGUUCUGAUGAUGCUGUGGACUGAGAGUCAGGGCCUCAGGGUAAGUCCAGACCGGUCCCCGUUGUUCCGUUGGGACUCGGUGGUCUUGUACUGUGAAAACCCGGACUGGAUCCUGCUCCGGACCACACGACUGGAUUCGGGGACGCGCUGUGGAGAAAGCUGGGGUGAACCGCGAGAGAUUCAGUGUUUUCUCCCCUACAUUGACCCCAUGGACAGUGGCUGGUACUGGUGUGAGAGCAGAGACGGCCAGAGCCAAGGGGGGCGCAACAUCACUGUCACAGAUCAAUUUGGUCCGCGAGCUGAGACUCCACCCCCCUUCACUGAGACUCUGUCUCCAGAUGAAUACACCCCGUCCCUUUCCACAGAAGCGUCACCCUCCUCAGAGCGCCCUCCGGCUGUGGCUCUGCUCUGCCACCUGUUGAUGCUGUGUCCCUAUGUGGUGUCCACUGUGAUCAUGCUCUCUCUCUGCAGACACAUGCACUCAGGAAACCAGGAGCAGCCCAUAAUAAUGAUGUCACUAAGAGAAGCAGAAAGGGAAUUGGAUGAGCACGUCGAUAACAUCACAGUGGUCACUACAGAGUACUGCUUCUGAAGUUUUUAUUUUUAAUAAAGGGCCCAUAUUCCUCUAUUUUCUGAUUUAUGUUAUCAUGUUGUUUCCUCACCAAAAACAUACCCAGAGUGCAUCGUUCUGUUUUCACUCGCAUGUUUAACACAAAAGCCCUGCAUAUUUAGGCUGUGUUCUUUCAGAAAACUUGAGAUGUCAUGUGAUAAUACAGGAAGUGCUCCACUGUGUGUGUCCAUGCUUAAGCUCACUU
Molecule: messenger RNA, 975 nt
Organism: Periophthalmus magnuspinnatus
Lineage: Eukaryota; Metazoa; Chordata; Actinopteri; Gobiiformes; Gobiidae
Exons: 4
Coding region: 144-752 (202 amino acids)
Source: RefSeq, a predicted model, not a curated record